Messenger RNA from Pseudoliparis swirei, 3928 nucleotides. RefSeq names its product nucleobindin 2a (gene nucb2a). The record is from RefSeq and is a predicted model, not a curated record. Gene Ontology annotation, molecular function: calcium ion binding. NCBI's taxonomy places the organism in Eukaryota, Metazoa, Chordata, Actinopteri, Perciformes, Liparidae. Bases 79 to 1569 code for a protein of 496 amino acids. Gene Ontology annotation, cellular component: extracellular exosome; endoplasmic reticulum-Golgi intermediate compartment. The transcript is spliced from 13 exons.
CGCAAACAACCUAACGUGCUAGCUGGCUGCCGACAGAGCUCCCAGCUGAGAGGAAGCAACGAGAGGAAAGCAGAGCAGAUGAAGUCCAUGAUUCAUAAUAAAAUGUGUUGGAGCCGGGCCCUUGACACCGGCUGGCUUCUACUGCUGGUCCAGCUGCUUUGCUCGGAGGCAUUGCCCAUCAGUAUGGAUAAGACCAAAGUCCAGGAGCCAGAGAAACAACCAGAAGAGCCUCCAGCUAGUGUGGACACAGGACUCCACUAUGACCGCUACCUCAGGGAAGUCAUCGAUUUUCUAGAGAAAGAUCAGCACUUCAGAGAAAAGCUCCACAAUACAGACAUGGAAGACAUCAAGCAAGGUAAGCUGGCCAAAGAGCUGGACUUUGUCAGCCACCAUGUCAGAACCAAACUGGAUGAGUUGAAGAGGCAGGAGGUAAGCCGACUCCGGACUCUGAUUAAGGCCAAGCAAGACCUUGAAGGAGGGAAUGAUAUCGCAGUUGACCACCAGGCUCUGCUGAAACAGUUUGAGUACUUGAACCACAUGAACCCUCAUACAUUUGAAGUGGAUGACCUGGAUCGUCUCAUUAAAUCGGCCACUAAAGAUCUGGAAAACUUUGACAAGGAGAGACACGAAGAGUUCAAGAAGUAUGAAAUGCUGAAAGAGCAUGACAGACAGGAACAUCUCAAAACACUGGAAGACGACGAAAGGAUAAAAGAGGAGGAUCACUUUGUGGAACUGAAGAAGAAACAUGCUGACCACCCGAAAGUCAACCACCCGGGUAGCCAGAAUCAACUGAAGGAGGUGUGGGAGGAAGGGGAUGGCUUGGAUCCUGAAGAUUUUGACCCCAAGACCUUUUUCAAACUGCACGAUACCAAUGGAGAUGGCUAUUUUGAUGAUCAGGAACUGGAGGCACUGUUCACCAAAGAGCUCGAAAAAAUCUAUGACCCCACCAAUGAAGAGGAUGAUAUGGUGGAGAUGGAGGAGGAGAGGCUACGUAUGAGAGAGCAUGUUAUGAAUGAGGUGGAUUCUAACAAAGACAGGCUUGUCUCUUUAGACGAGUUUCUGGUUGCUACAAAGAAAAAAGAAUUCUUGGAACCAGACAGCUGGGAGACCCUGGAGCAGAACCAAGCUUACACGGACGAGGAGAUGAGAGAAUUUGAGGAGCAUCUUGUGCAGCAGGAAGAGGACCUCAACCAAAAAACUGUCGACCUCCAGAAACAGAGAGAAGAGCUUGAGAGACAACAGGAGCAGCUUAAUUCACAAAAAAUAGAGCUGCAGCAGGCAGUCGAGCAUAUGGAAAAGCUGAAAACACAGAAUGUAGAACCCCCUCCCGAUGUUCACGUUGAAGGAAAUGCCAUCCCAGAGAUGCAGGAAUUUGACAACCAGUUGCAUCUCGAACAAGAGGCCCAACCUCAGGGGCAUGAACCUGCACCCAUAGUUCAACACUUUACACCUCAGGAAGACCAUGAACAACAACAUAAAGACCUGGCCCAGCUGGGCCUCCCCCAGACGCACCAGGAUCUGCCCCCAGGCCACCAAGAAGCUGCACCAGUGCAGCAUAACCAGCCAUAACUCUGGCGUCACAACUUGAAGCUCCACAACCAGACUUUUGCAGCACCUCCUCUCCAGCGUGCAGAGGAGCAGUUCCUCCAGAGUAUUAGGCCUCGUAGACCAGCAUGACUUAGGGGUUUGGAGGGCAAUUGAGAUGGAUAAGAGCAGCACAAAAAGAAUCCCUGCUCAAUGGCACCAGUGUUUGAUAAUGACUGUAAUCCUUUGGAUUACAUAAUGGAAUAAGAGUAAAAAGACCAACCAAGAACGGACAUCUUAAAAUGUGCAUUUACAAGGACAUUUUCGAGAAGUGUUUGAGAAAGGAUCAAACAUUUUCGGUAAUACAAAAAUAUAAUUUUGGUGAGUUUUCUUUACUUUGCUGUUUGUUGUUCAUCGUACAGAAACUCUUAACAAUGAAGAGGAUAACGUGUAAAGUAAUUUAAAUGUGAUCAUUUUGAGUUUGAUAUUCUGACUUGACUAUCAAGAAACUCCCAAACAUCUUUAAAAAAAAAAAAUAUUAGUUUACAUAUGGGCUGUAUCACAGAUUUUAGAAUAUUAGUGCAAGUGACAUUUUUAAAGAUUUUCUAUUAUACAUACCUGCAAACUUGUCACCUUUCGGCGAAAUUCGCCGUUUUGAAAUCAAAAUAGGUCAUCCACGUGAAUAGUGUAGAUCCGAAGAGUUUUUGUUUUGGGUAGGGGGGGGGGUAAUUGGACGGCCGGCGUUUAUGAGAUUGGAGUGAGACACGGAGAAUAUACGAUGUGGUGAUCUUCGCAAUAACACCUUUGAUGGGACACGUCGAAGGAACAGGCUCCUGGAACAGACUCAUGGAACAGAAUCAUGGAACAGGCUCAAAGCUUAGCAGGACACACAAGUAAGAAAAAAAGGAAGUUGGUUCAUGAAUGACUUUAACCAUACUAUAUAUAAUGAUAAUGUAAAGUUAUUACUAUUAUUAGGGCCCGAUCACUGAAUUAUUCAGAGGACCUUUUUUCUUAAAAUGUUUGUUAUUAUUAUUUAGAUUUGCAGUCAGAACAAUCAAAAGACCGUAGUUAUAAAAGCUUUGAGGUGUCAUCAAACAACGUGCAUGUGGUGUGGAGACAACAACAAAAAAGUCACCUGCUGCACCCCCCCCCCCCCCCCCGUUGUCACCUCUUUUUCACCCCUGAUGAGUUUGCAGGUAUAAUAGCAUUUAAAAGCCCAAAAGAGUCACUAUAACAGUUUUAACCAAUAUGCAGCAUCGUAAUGUCUUAAUCAGAACUAUUUAAUUCAAGCCUUUUGAUUAUUUAAACAUAAUCUACAAGGGUCCUGUCAGCUCUUUGUAGAAAUGUAUUUUAUUUCCAUUAUCUCAACCUGCCAUCGUCACAAACUCAUUCUCUCUUUCAAUCACAAACAGCCUCAUGAAGCCAGACUGCUCCGAGUCCUCACAUGUCAACACUUCCCUUUUGCUACUCUCACGUUGAUUCUGGUUGCUUUCAUAACCUGCCAACUGUUUGCCUACUUUGUGCAUGUGUGUGUGUCCUGUGCCUAAGAAUACAUCUGGUACAGGUCUCCAGAAAUUGGCCAUUUUUGGGCCACACUGCAGCUGCUCUCCACUGACUUUGAUGUCAAAAUAAAUAAAGGUGCUAGGUCUCCCCAUUCAACAAAUGUUUCCCCGACUUUAUUACAGCCCAAACUCCUGCAGAGGUUGCACCUGAGUUUUUUGUUUUUGGUUACUUCCAGUAUGUUGGACCUCUGAAAUAAUAAAUUGUCUUUGCUAUGAUUCGCACUUCAAAUCAUGUCACAAAGUGUGUAUGUUUAUACAUGAAUUGAUCGUGAUUUAAAAAAUAUUUUUUUGCAAGAUUCGUUGGAGCAAGUGCUGGAUUUGGUAAAUUUGUUAAUUAAGAUUUUAACUGAAAAUGUGCAAAGCAGAUUGGGGCAGAGUCUGAUAUUACCACUGUCUUUUUAUUGUCUUUAUUGUCUGAGUGAUAUGAAAACUUCUUGAAUUUGUAUUCGGCACCAAAUGUGCAUUACGUGGUCUUUAUUUGACAAAUGCAGGAUGGCAUAUUUUCUCCACAAAUGACUUGUUUAGUAUAAUUUAUGUGCUCCAUUUAGCUUUUUUCCAUGUAACGUGGUUUCUUCUAGCUGGCAGACUGUUACCACGGCAAUCAGGUGUUUACCGCUUGGCCAAGUUUUACUGAAGGCGGCUUCAUUUGUAUCCAGUGAGAUAACGUCUGCCAUAUUGGGAAUGUACUUUUUACAAAACCCAGAUAUGGAAUACAACUUGUCUGUGUUCCUUCAGAGAAAACUGCAUCAUAAUUUGCAAGAAAUACAGAUUAUGUUUUCAGAUUAUGUUUUCAGAUUGCUUUGCUUGCUGCUCAAUAAAAUGGUAAUGUUGGCACCACCUCA